AGUGGUUGCAGUGCUUGCUUUCUUUUACUCGGAGCUAUGGCGCGCACAAAGCAGACCGCGCGUAAGUCCACCGGCGGGAAGGCUCCCCGCAAGCAGCUGGCCACCAAGGCGGCCCGCAAGAGCGCUCCGGCCACGGGCGGCGUCAAGAAGCCGCAUCGCUACCGGCCCGGCACCGUGGCUCUCCGCGAGAUCCGGCGCUACCAGAAGUCCACCGAGCUGCUGAUCCGCAAGCUGCCCUUCCAGCGUCUGGUGCGUGAGAUCGCGCAGGACUUCAAGACCGACCUGCGCUUCCAGAGCUCGGCCGUGAUGGCUCUGCAGGAGGCGAGCGAGGCUUACCUGGUGGGGCUGUUCGAGGACACCAACCUGUGUGCCAUCCACGCCAAGCGUGUCACCAUCAUGCCCAAGGACAUCCAGCUGGCCCGCCGCAUCCGCGGAGAGCGUGCCUGAGGCUGUUGUCCCUGUAGUCCUUUAUCCCUGUACCCUAAAGGCUCUUUUCAGAGCCACCACUUUACACAAGAGGGCUGCAACACGUUUGUUUGUUUUUAAAACCAAACUUAUAUACUUGCAAUAUAUCGUUAAUUUUUGACACUGUUUUGUAACUAAUAGUACUUAAACCAUUCAAUUUUUCUUUCUACACUUCCCAGCUCUGCUACUUUUCUGGUCUUUGCUUUCCAGAUGUGUUUUAAAUUAGACACUGCAAUUCCAGUGAAAUCUCUCUGCUUCCUAAGCAGUUGUUUAAAACAAACUUAGAUGCUAUACUAGUGAAGGGACUUGGAAAUACCUCGUUGUAGAAAAAUGCAUAAUUCAGAAGUGCACAGAAAAGGUAAAUAAUUUCUUUGUUUAAUAAUGGAAAAAAAAAAACAACUAAUCUGGGGCCUAGUUUUUAAAUUUUAAUGGCUGAUGAGUUUGCUCUUGUAUGUA
Pogoniulus pusillus (Red-fronted tinkerbird) is the source of this 921-nucleotide messenger RNA. RefSeq names its product histone H3. Gene Ontology annotation, cellular component: nucleosome. The transcript has a single exon. Lineage: Eukaryota; Metazoa; Chordata; Aves; Piciformes; Lybiidae. Gene Ontology annotation, molecular function: protein heterodimerization activity; DNA binding; structural constituent of chromatin. The coding region runs from base 37 to 447 and encodes 136 amino acids. The record is from RefSeq and is a predicted model, not a curated record.